CCCAGCGUUGUCGGCUUGUGAAAACUACGACUUCCAGAGCUCCCUGCGCGGAGCUCCCGGUGGCUCAGGUCAGGUGACAACUGGCCCCGCCCUCACACAUAGUCAGCGGAGCCCGAAAGGUCCUCUACAUUCCUAAGUGGCGUCUGGCGGGAGAGUGCAGCUUUCGGUGAAGUCGGCCCUCCAAGCCCGAGAGGCUGUCAGUUCUGAGAAGUCAAAGAACAUGAUGAGGAACUGGCUGCUUAUUUUGACCCUUUUCCUCUUGAAGUUCAUAGAGAAAUGUGAGUCAACUGUUAGUCUCACCGUUCCUUCCACGGUGAAGCUGGAAAAUGGCAGCUCAGCCAAUGUCAGCAUCACCCUGGGGCAUCCAUUAAAUGCAACCUUGGUGAUCACUUUUGAAAUCACAUUUCGUUCAAAAAAUCUUACUAUUCUGGAACUUCCUGAUGAAGUUAUAGUGCCUCGUGGAGAGAAAAAUGCCUCUUUCGAAGUGACUUCUCAAAAUGUUGGACAAGUGACUGUUUAUCUGCACAGAAAUAAUUCCAACCAGACCUGCCCCAGGAUUCGGUUCCUGGUGAUACACAGCAGAAUCAUUAGCAUCAUAAACCAGGUGAUUGGCUGGAUCUACUUCAUGGCCUGGUCCAUCUCCUUCUACCCACAGGUGAUCCAGAACUGGAGGCGGAAAAGUGUUGUUGGUCUCAGCUUUGACUUCUUAGCUCUGAACUUGACAGGCUUCGUGGCCUACAGUGUUUUCAACAUCGGCCUUUUAUGGGUGCCCUAUAUCCAGGAGCAGUUUCUCCUCAAGCACCCCAACGGCGUGAACCCUGUCAACAGUAAUGACGUCUUCUUCAGCUUACAUGCAGUCGCCCUCACCCUGAUUCUCAUCCUGCAGUGCUGCCUGUAUGAGCGAGGCAACCAGCACGUGUCAUGGCCCUCUGUUGGAUUCCUGGUCCUUGCAUGGCUCUUUGUCUUAGUCACCAUGAUCAUGGCUGCAGUCGGUGUCACCACAUGGCUGCAGUUCCUCUUCUGCUUCUCCUACAUCAAGCUCAUCAUCACGCUGAUCAAGUAUUUUCCACAGGCCUACAUGAACUUUUACUACAAAAGCACUGAGGGCUGGAGCAUUGGCGGUGUGCUUCUGGACUUCACAGGGGGCAGCUUUAGCCUCCUCCAGAUGUUCCUGCAGUCUUACAAUAAUGACCAGUGGAUGUUGAUCUUCGGAGACCCAACCAAGUUCGGACUUGGCGUCUUCACCGUCUUCUUUGAUGUUGUCUUCCUCACCCAGCACUUCUGUUUGUACAAAAAGAAACUGGGGGUUCAGGCAGCACACACAGGUCCCGACAGCCAUCCCAGCCAGAACUAGGCACCAAGUUUGCAGCAGAUGGCCCUGCCCCAAACCACCAGUGUUUCUGGGAGCAGCUUCAAGGGCUAACCUUGCAGCUGGGAGAGCCAAAGGUGCUUUGUUCUACCGCAGUGUUCACAGGGACCAGUACUGUGGCCAAUGGACUUGAAGGUGCUGAUGCUGGUGGUGGAAGGGUGAGGACUGGGGUUAGGCUUUGGGCUUUCUCUGGAGGCCACAUUUCUGAUACUCAUUCUAUAUAACUCUGCUCCAGUAACUGCAGAAUUUGUGGCCCAGGCCAAUGCCUGAUAAAGUGUAUUUCUGAUUCCUGAGGUGCUUGCCAGAUCGGUCUCAAAUGGACCCACACCUACUACCCUCUGGAUCUUUACACGCAAAGACGGAUAUCACAGUACCUCUUUUUUAUUUUUUUUAACCCCCAAGGGAUAUUUUGAAAUGGCUUGUUUUCUUUUACCCUCUUCCCUACCUCACUUAUGCCUAGAGAGCAGCACUCAGUACCAGCCUGUGCCUUAGAGGCCCAGCAGCAGUAAGAGUAGCUCCUCUAGAUGUAGGCAGGCCUCCUUCCCCAGCCCAAACCGAGACUCCAAUUUCUUAGCUGUUAAGGAGCCUCAGAAGAAUAGGAGCUCACCUCCUAUAUUGCUUUUGGUCCCACACCGAUCCCAAACCUCCUUCCUUCUCAUCCCAAGUUGUCCUUCCUGUCAGUUGGGAAGGAACCAGGGUGUGCCUUAAGUUUAUCAAUAUGUUCUUUUUGUUUUUUUUAUAAGACUAAUAUUGGGGGGGCCUUUGUGUUUCUUUCUUUUGCAUUUUCUUGUUUCAUUUUGGUGAAGUAUGUGUCCUUAAUUAAAAGGUGGCUUGUUUCCUA
Meriones unguiculatus (Mongolian gerbil) is the source of this 2210-nucleotide messenger RNA. RefSeq names its product cystinosin, lysosomal cystine transporter (gene Ctns). Gene Ontology annotation, biological process: L-cystine transport. Gene Ontology annotation, cellular component: lysosomal membrane. Gene Ontology annotation, molecular function: L-cystine transmembrane transporter activity. NCBI's taxonomy places the organism in Eukaryota, Metazoa, Chordata, Mammalia, Rodentia, Muridae. Bases 221 to 1354 code for a protein of 377 amino acids. The record is from RefSeq and is a predicted model, not a curated record. The transcript has 12 exons.